This is a messenger RNA of Blastomyces gilchristii SLH14081, 2287 nucleotides long. RefSeq lists its product as uncharacterized. NCBI's taxonomy places the organism in Eukaryota, Fungi, Ascomycota, Eurotiomycetes, Onygenales, Ajellomycetaceae. The record is from RefSeq and is a predicted model, not a curated record. The coding region runs from base 919 to 1812 and encodes 297 amino acids. The transcript is spliced from 2 exons.
AAUAAAAAAAAAAAAAAAAAGAAAAGAAAAAAAGAAAAGAUAGAUCUAUCGUAUCGUAUCGAGAGUUCUUUCUGAAUAUCCCUUUUUCAAGGCGUAAAAUAACCCGCUUAAGAAGCAUGCACCGCCAGAUGGGGUUCAAAGAAGAUAAAAAGAAGAGUUAAUCGGUGAGAUAUCAAGGCAAAGUAUGAACAAUGAAUUCAGGCAGAGCAAGACCAAGAACGCAGAGCGGAGAGCAGAUAGAUGAGUUGUUCCCUCAACACCCUUAAUCCUAUGCUUUUAUCCUCUAACUAUACAUGCAAGUUUUGUUCUCCAACCAGAAGCUUAAUCUUCGAUUUGUCCCUCGCAAAUCAGGCAGCAAAGCGCCCCAAGAGGAGGAGGAGCUAUCUAAAUCACGUGCCACCGCGUUUCGUGUUCUAUUCCAUUCAUUUAACUAUUAUUAAAAAACCCUCUCCCGCAGUUUUCAUCUCCAACAAUUUUGGACCUGGUCAGUUUUUCGUUUAGUUAUUCUGAGAUUUCUCCCUGUCAUUUCUUGAAAAGCUUGACAUAAUAAUUGCCCCUAUUCUUGAAUUUGUUCGCAAUCUCAGCGUUUAAGGAUAACGCCCCUUUUCGAUGGCGCGUUAAAUAACGACAGCGGACAGUUUGAAUCGUGUAUAUGUGCCAUCAGGAUUCUUGCCCAAGUUAAAGAAUUUUAAAAUUCCCCCUUUUUCUUUCUGAAUAUUUUUUUAGUAUCAUCUUUAUCCUUCUAAAAUCUGUUAACAGCAUAUUUUUAUUCGCGCCAUCGUCCGUCUCUGUUUCUUGUACCAUACCCCCCUUCUCUUUAUAUUCCCAUUGGCAUCCCGUCCCACGGGUGUGACAACCUCAGUUUCAGGCUCACCAGCCUCACCGAACACGCUGAACAACCCAGCGAAAAAAAAAGCCAUGUCUUCCUCAGAUACAAAUUCAUGGCUCUCAUCCCUCGUGUACUACCGCUACACAUCUCCCACGCCCGAACAGCUCCGCGAACGGCGCGAGCUCCUCAACCUACGCGGUGAAUACGCCCAGCUAUCUACCCUCGUUCUACUUCUACUAUUCAGUGUGUAUAGGUUCGGAGCAAACAGAGGCAGUGGCAGGAGUAGAGGCAAUGGCAAUGACACCGCUACGGAUAGGGGAGCGCCCUCGUGGUUAGAUUCCCCGCUCAUGCGCGGCGGGGGCGAGACGAGGGGACAGUAUCUCGUUGCGGCGGUAUGGAUGAUAUGGUUGCUGGCGCUUUCCGCUUGGAGGACGGGUGAUGACUACCUCCACCUAACCAAAUCCCUCGGCCACACCACCCUGGCCACAAUCCCAUUCAACCUCCUCCUCUCCCCCAAACUCUCCACAACAACCAACCCCUUCAACCUCAUCUGCUCCAACCUCCUCCUGCUGCCCCAGACCCAUCUGACCCCUUACCACCGCCUGUUCGGCCGCCUAGUCAUCCCCGCCCUCAUCUCCCUGCAUUCCCUACUCUAUCUCAUUUUCUUCGCGGAGAACGGGGUGCUGGAGACGCGGCUCAAUGAUUCCGAUGUGCAAUUUGGGAUCUGGGCGUUUUUCGCUUUGGUUGGACUAUGGGGGACGAGCGGAUGGGUGAGGCGGAAGGGAAGUUCGACGGCACGAUCGGGUUCGUCGGGACGGAUGUCGAAGAGGGGGGCGUAUGUUUUGCAUGUUGCGUUCGUUAUGCUUCUUUUGGGGGUUGUGUAUUUUCAUGUUGAGCAUGCGAGGAGAUUUGUGGUGCAGGCUCUGGUGAUUUAUGGGGUGGAUGUGGGGAGUUGGGUGGUCAGGAUGUUGGUCGUGAGAUGAAAUGGAUAUACUCCUUUUUGGAUAUGUUAUUGGGGAUAUGGUUAGAGAGAAUGCCGUGAGGUUGUGGGGCUGAGAUUUCAUUUUUCUGGGGGCUGGAUUUUCUGUGUUUGCUGGGACGGAGUAAGCGUUAGCAUGGAGGGGGGAAAAGAUCCCUUUGCCAUGACAAGAGAUAAACAGACAUGACCAGAAGGAGAUGGGAUGUGUAUUUAAGAUCCAAAGAUACAGCGGAUGGAUGGGUUUGCUAUGAUGGAUGGACAAAGAGGAUAGAUGGUGACGACAUAGACAUAGGGGGUGGGGAUGCACAAAGUCAGAAUAUGGUGCUAUAAGGGAGAGUAAGUAAGCCUGAAAGAUAAUGCUAUAGAGAGAAGAGAGCUUUGAAAUUGCAGAUGAUAUAUGAGCUAGUAUCAACCAGUAAUGGUAUAUCAGGGAUAAGCAAUCAGAUCAGUCCCCAAAAUUUGAAAUGGCAACCGCGGAA